This is a messenger RNA of Durusdinium trenchii, 507 nucleotides long. The record is from the annotation of a GenBank genome assembly. NCBI's taxonomy places the organism in Eukaryota, Dinophyceae, Suessiales, Symbiodiniaceae.
AUGAUGGUGAUUGGACGCACAGGAAGAUGCUGCUUGCUUUUGCUGUUGCAGCUAAAGGCCAUGGAGGUUCCUAUCAAUCGUCCGUUCCAGGUGGUGCGGCCGACUGCAAAUCAUUCUUCAAUGCUGCCUGUGCCAGACGGACUUGCCAGGUUGGCAAGCCAUCCCAGCAGCAUAGCAAUCAUAUCUGUCGUGGGCCCUUUCCAUUCAGGGAAGAGCUUUUUGCUGAAUGCACUGCUCGGUGACACGAAGGUUUUCCAGAUAGGACGGAAGACGUCACCUGAGACAGAAGGCAUUUGGUUAUGUCGCACAGACAUGAUUGCAAGCGACGGUUCUGAGGUUUGGCUUAUGGAUUCAGAGGGCUUCUUUGGUCCAGGAGUGGCAGAAAGCUACGACGCCAAAAUCUUCACCAUUGCCACACUCCUUGGAGGGCACCUUGUGUACCCUCCUUGUAUUCCCAGCAGGCCAAGACCAUGUUUGCACGUUUUGGUGAGGCAUUCGCAGCCAUGA